This is a messenger RNA of Hypanus sabinus (Atlantic stingray), 5097 nucleotides long. It is a transcript of the gene srpx, whose product is annotated as sushi-repeat containing protein X-linked. The coding region runs from base 366 to 1634 and encodes 422 amino acids. Lineage: Eukaryota; Metazoa; Chordata; Chondrichthyes; Myliobatiformes; Dasyatidae. The record is from RefSeq and is a predicted model, not a curated record. The transcript is spliced from 11 exons.
CAUUUGGGUACAGCGGCUGGACCUUCAUUUGGAAUCAGGUAGCUGUGGACUUGAACUGUGUGCCUUGAUUCGGGAAGUGGUUUCCGGUAAAGGCGGCGUUUACUCGCUGCAGUUUUAAUGUAAACCUUUUAAACGUGAACGUUGGAAGCGAAUCAUCAGAGUCCAGAAUGGACAUUCUUACCAAGUACAUUUUUCUGUCCGCUCUGUGCACAUUUACGGCGGAGGCUUAUGCAGUUUUACACGUCCUGAUGUGUUGGGCUGGAGGAUUUUGAAGAAAUGCAUUUUGAAAAAAAGUUUCAAGAAGAAAACGAGAACUUAAUUGAAACGAGCGAUCUGGAUACACACCAGUAGAAGAUGAUGAAGAGAUGUAUGCAAAUGAAGCACGUUACUCUAGAUAUGAAGAUAUUCCACGGUGUGCUCCUCUAAAGAUCAAAAAUGGUUAUAUAAGGUGCAAAACCCCACUAGGUGUACCAUACCAAAAUGCACAGGGAACAGUGUGUGAUGUUUCUUGCCGACAGGGAUAUGAAAUUCAUGGACCUAGCCGUAUCCAUUGCCUUUCAAGCAAACGCUGGUCACAGACAGUUAUUUGCAGAGAAAUACGAUGUCCCAAGCUUUCAUUGCCAGUUCACGGGGCUGCCAAGUGCUCAGAUGGAGCCUAUUUUAAAUCAAGGUGUGAGUUUUAUUGUACACCUGGAUAUCAAGUUAAGGGACCGAAAGAUGUGAUUUGCAUGCACAAUAAAGUGUGGAGUGGAAAGGAGCCAACUUGUCUUGAUGUUGACCCUCCAAAAAUAAAGUGCCCCAGUUAUAAACAGAAGAUGGCAGAGCCUGAAAAGCUGACUGUCCGGGUGAACUGGGACACACCUGAAGGAAAAGAUGCAGCAGAUGGCAUCUUGACAGAUGUUAUAUUGAAAGGCCGCCCACCUCGCUCAGAAUUCCCUGAAGGUGAACACAAAAUUCAGUAUGUUGUUUUCGACAGAGCUGGCAACAAGGCUUCAUGCAGAUUCACGAUUAAAGUGGAAGUUAGACGCUGUGGGAAGCUCAUUCCACCAGAGAAUGGCUACAUGAAAUGCACCAGUGAUGGGGAUAACUAUGGAGCCAUGUGUGAGUUUAAUUGUGUGGGUGGCUUUGAACUGAGAGGAAGCAAAGCAAGUGUCUGUCAGUACAACCGCGCCUGGUCAGCAUCUGCUCCCGUCUGUGCACCCAUGAACAUUAAUGUGCGUGUUACCACGGCAGCAGCACUUCUGGAGCAGUUCUACGAGAAACGUCGAUUGCUGAUUAUAUCCACUCCUACUGCUGCUGAUCACUACUAUCGAUUUCAGCUAGGAAUAAAUCAGCAAGCUAUAUGUGGCUUUGACUUACGGCAUGUGACCGUCAUAGAACUAGUUGGUGUUUACCCCGUGCUAAUAGGGAGGAUAAGGGAACAGUUCCUGUCACCAUUCCUAGUUUUACAACUGAGGUUGCUGCUCCGGAUUUCCCAGUCAAGCUUCAACAUGGUCCUUGUCGAUAAACGUGGCAGGGAUAAAGAACGCUAUCCUUUCCCGGUUACCGCUGCUGAACUCUUCACAUUGAUUGACACAUUUCCUCUGCGAAAGGAAGAAAUCAAAUUGCAAGCAGAAAGUGGUCAGAUGUGCUAAUUCCAAAAGCUGAUUUUACCCUUCACUGGAGCAACUGCAGUUUGCUAUGUGAAUUUUCAAGUUACAUACUUAUACCUUGAAAGUGCCAUUAAUAUAUGAAAGUAUGCUGUAAAACAUUCCUUUUGAUUGCUGGAAAAUUUUGCUUAAGUGCAGCAUAUCAGUUUAUUAUCAUGAAUAUGUAAAGUAUUGUGCUUGGUGUAAUUUAUGCAUUUUCCUUAUAAAACUGCAGCACAGGAGAUAGGUUUGAACACAAUGCGCAUGGAAUGAUUUAACUCGUUUUGGAAAACGUGCCACAAUUAUUAGUUUAUGGUUUUCACUUAGUUCUGAAAGAGUAGAUUAUGUGUUGCCACUAUGAUCCAUAUGGUGAGAUGACUAUUGAUUCUCAUUACCAGCUAAUCCAACUUUUCUUGCCACACUUAAUCCUUUUUACAUUGACCUGCUCAAUCCCAGGCAUUUAAUUAAAGUGUUCUGAAUGUGAGGAUUUAGUUUAAGUGUUCUUUAUACUGAAAUACAGCCUUAGAGAAAAUGGCUGCUCUGUGUAUAGAGGGUUGCUCAGGUUUAAAAUUAAAACUCUCAAUACCCGCAGCAAAUUCACACUUACACUGGGGUGUGCGAAUGUGUCUGGACAGAUUGGAGCUGGCAGAAGUAUAUUUUUGCUGACGAGGUUGUUUAAAUAGUGAGAAUAGAUCUAUGGACUUGUCCUUGCAGUGUAGCAAAAGUGAGGUUUAAGAGUGAACGGCAUGUGUGUACAACUAAGUGGCAUCUGAUGUUAAAAGAAUUUAAAGGUGACAUGACUGUGGUCACCAUUAUGAGCCAGCUUUCAAGCACCAAAAGUCAUUCCCUUAGUACUGGGAGCAGUGUGGUAUCUACCUGCAGAUUUCAGUUGUUUAUUAUCAGGCUACAUUCCUUUCCAUUCCACAAGGUGAGCUUGAGACAGACACCAGACCGUGCUUGGGUGUUUUAAGACAGGUAGCUUGAUGUAGAUUUAAGGUCAGAAUAACUUAUUUAAUGUUGGAUAUUCGACAGAGGGAGUAAAUAUAAUGAACAGGCCCCCUGCUGGUCUGAAUCUUAAAUAUAUAGGACCUUUAGUCACAUAAUGACACUUGAUUGCCAAAUAAUAAGACACUAUAGUGCUUCUAAGUUUUGCAAUGGUCUGUUUUGCAUCAGUUUAUUCAUCCAGUUGAACUAGAAACGGAUGCAAAACAAUAUUUGCAUGGGAGAAAUGCUGAAUCUGCCUUAAUUGACAGAAGUUUGGUAAGUUUAGCUUGUAUCUGUUUGAAUCAACUUGUCCACUUGAUUAAGUAAUUCCAGUUUGGAUUCAGUGCAGAAUUUGUAGCAGUUAUACUUGGGAGGAUAUGUUAUGGUUAAAAUCUGUAGAAGAAAUUGAAUUGAACAUCAUCCAUGUAGAGGGAACAGUGAUCCAUUUACAUUUUUAUACUAAACAUUAAAAUUAAUUUAAAAACCAUUGUUAAUUUCACAGUAUUGUCAAUGCAUUAUUAUAGCAUUUAUAAUACUAAAAUGCUCAAAAUUUGUUGUACUACAGUAUUAAUUUGAAAAAUGCAAUUACAUUCAUACAACCAUGAUUGGAUGGAUUACCCUUGUCCAUGCCUGUGUAUAGGUGGUGGGGUGCUGGUACAGUGAACACAACUUCUGAAAUUGGGCUGUACUGAUGCCAAUGAGGGAAUGUUUGUGGCAGAGGGAAAUUAGAAUCAGGAGUCUGAGGAUGGGAGAACUCUGGUUGGAACCGUAGAACACUACAGCACAGAAAACAGGCCAUUCGUCUGUACCGAAACUUUAUUCCGCUGGUUCCAUUGACCUUCACCCAGUCCAAUCUAUCCAAUUUAUUCUUAAAACUUAAGAGUGAGCCAGUAUUUACCAUGUCAGAUGGCAGCUUGUUCCACACUCCCACCACUCUCUGAGCGAAGUUCCCCCUAAUGUUCCCCCAAACCUUUCCCCUUUCACCCUAAAGCCAUGUCCUCUCGUAUUUAUCCCUCCUAAUCUAAGUGGAAGAGCCUACUUGCAUUUACUCUGUCUAUACCCCUCAUAAUUUUGUAAACCUUUAUCAAAUCCUCCCUCAUUUUUCUACGCUCCAAGGAAUAAAGUCCUAACCUGUCCAAUCUUUCCCUGUAACUCAACUCCUGAAGACCCGGCAACAUCCUAGAGAAUCUUCUCUGCACUCUUUCAAUCUUACUGAUAUCCUUCCUUGGUUGGAAUUGCAAUCAAGAAGAUGAUCAUAAUAUACACUUCACUUUUAGUUGAUAAGUAUUUAAAACUGGUUUUGCCUGAGGUAAAGAUGAAGCCUGGAACAGGUGUUAGAUCCUUUAUUUCCAUUGGCUUACCACAUUUGUAUGGGUGAAGGGAAUUUUUGUAUGUGUUUUUUUUAUAAUGCUUGUUGCCUGCCAGGGGCUCUGGAUUUAAGAGUGCAGUGUAACCCUUUCAUUUCUGGAUGUUCAUUAGAAUGUUUCUGAGUAAUGUAAUGUAGAUGUGUUGAGCUUGAAUGUGUUUGAUGGAACUGGCCCUGUGAUCAACCCAUGGCUCCCAAAAGUUUGCCUUCACCCAAUUUAUCUCACAGAAUGACUGGUCUGUGAGGAGCAACCAGAGUGCAUCCACACUGUCAGAAUUGUGAUAAUCAGUAACAUACACAACAAUUUGACAAAUAGUUAAAGAAAUUUUAAAAGUCAGCCUCAGAAUAAAGGGAUUUUCAUUUAGAACAGAAAUGAGAAGGAAUCUGUUUAGCCAGAGUGUGGUGAAUCUGUGGAAUUCAUUACCACAAAUGGCUAUGGAGGCAAAGUCAUUGGGUAUAUUUAAAGCAGAAAUUGAUAGGUUCAUGUUUAGUCAGGGCAUCAAAGGUUAUGGGGAGAAGGAAGGAGAAUGAGGUUGAGAGGGAUAAUAAAUCAGCAAGGAUAGAUUGCAGCACAGAUUUGAUGGGCUGAGUGGCUUAAUUCUGCUUCUUUGACUUAGUCUUGUAAUUUUAAACUGGUCAAUUACAUACAUUAGUAUUAAAACUGAAAAAAAAGUUUUCACUUUGCUUAAUGAAGUGAAGGAAAUGGGGUUGUAAUAGAUGUGUCAGCCAUGGCUGGCCAUGAGGCUGAGUGGCCAUGACAAAGGGUGUCUUGCUUCUCAGCUUCUGCAGUUGCAAACCCAUUUCUGGACAUGGUAGUAAGUCCAGGCACAGAGUGAGAAGUCAGAUGUGUGCACACAACUGCUAGUUAGUUUUGUAAUCAUACACUGUGAAGUUGUCUGGCCCAUUCUAGACAAAAUAGAAAAUGCUGAAAAUGGGCAGCAUCUGUGAAAAGAACGAUAGUUCGUAUUUCAGGUUGAAGACUAUUCAUUAGCUUUUCUGGUUCUUAUAUCAGCAUCUGCAGCUUUUUGAUUUUCAUUUUGUGUUAUGUGCUUAAAGGGACUCAAUUAGGAAAAUAUUUUUCAACUUUAUCUGGUAAUAAACGUUUAUUUGGCAAACGUC